Brassica rapa (field mustard) is the source of this 2305-nucleotide messenger RNA. Its product is annotated as pentatricopeptide repeat-containing protein At3g48250, chloroplastic-like. Lineage: Eukaryota; Viridiplantae; Streptophyta; Magnoliopsida; Brassicales; Brassicaceae. Gene Ontology annotation, biological process: RNA splicing. Gene Ontology annotation, molecular function: protein binding. The record is from RefSeq and is a predicted model, not a curated record.
UAUUUUUGAAAAAUUUAUUAUAUUUAUUAAUUUAUACCUUCAGUCUCCAAUUCCAUACUAAUCAAGCAUUUGCUUUCUCGUUGGUAAGCGAAUCCUGGAGAAGACCCAAAUAUUUAAAGAGAUGGGCUAAAAGCCCAAACUUAAACAGAUAAAACGCAGCGUCUAGGAGGCUGUUAAACCUCCAUGAAAAUGUAUUUUGUUUUUACUUAAAACCCUUGUUACACAUUUUCGUCUUCGUUCAGACACAGUAGCCCAUGUACAGCAGAUCAAAGGCAGUCUUGUCUUCUCUUCGAAACGCUUACUCUAAGAUCUCGACUCGGUCGUAUCAAACCCGACUUCAGGUGGAUUUUUAUUCAAACUCGUAUUCGUCUUUCGGUUCUCCGUGGCAAUUCCGCUCUUUUUCUUCGAAACCAGAGUCUAUGCUUCAGUUAGUUCUCGAAAACGAUUGGUCCAAAGAAGUAGUGGAAGGACUGAGAAAACCAGACACGCCUCUAACCCACGAGACUGCAAUCUACGUUCUUAGGAAACUAGCCAAGCACCCAGAUAAAGCUUACUCCUUUCUCGACUGGGUCAUCAGAGAAUCAGAUCUUACUCCAAGCUCUCCACUUUACAGCACGAUGCUGAGGAUGAUACUAGUGCAGCAGAGACCCAUGGAAAGGUUUCGGACGACUCUUAGGGAUAUGAAACAAGGAGGGUUUUGUCUGGACGAGGAAACGUACAAGACUAUCUAUACUUUGCUUAACAGAGAGAGCUACAAAGACGCUAAGGCUUUGGCUCGGUUCUAUAAUGAUAACGCAAUGUCUGUCGUUGCGGACAAUGUUUCCGCUUCUGUUUCGAAUCAGGAUUGGGGUUGUGAGGUUGAGAGGGCGCUUCAGGGUAUGAAACUCCCUCUGUCUGAUCAUAACUUCGUUAUCAGAGUGUUGGAGGGACUAAAGGAACAUCCUCUGAAAGCUUUGUCGUUUCUCCGUUGGGUCGGUGGUUGUCAGAAACACAGUACCGUUACUUAUAACGCAGCCUUGAGGGUUCUGGCAAGGCCUAGCUCGGUCGCAGAGUUUUGGAGUGUUGUCGAUGAGAUGAAGGAGGCAGGGCACGAGGUGGAUUUCGACACUUACAUAAAAGUAUCAAGACAGUUUCAGAUGUCUAGAAUGAUGAUGAUUGAGGCGGUGAAGCUUUACGAGUUUAUGACGGAUGGUCCGUUCAAGCCAUCCGUAGAAGAUUGUUGUCUUUUGUUGAAGUCUUUAUCAGCUGGUCCCAGUCCGGAUUUGGAUUUGGUGUAUCGGGUUUCGAGGAAGUAUGAAUCAACUGGGAAGCCUCUCUCGAAGGCUGUUUACGAUGGAAUCCACAGGUACUUAACCAGUGUAGGUAGGUUUGACGAAGCGGGAGAUACCAUGAAAGCUAUGAGAGAUGCUGCUGGUUGUGAGCCGGAUAACGUCACAUACAGCCAACUCGUGUUUGGUCUUUGUAAAGCUAAGAGAUUAGAGGAAGCGUGUGGUGUCCUGGAUCAGAUGGAAGCAGAUGGAUGUCUCCCCGAUGUAAGAACUUGGACUGUUCUGAUCCAAGGGUACUUCAAGAACAACGAGGUUGAUAAGUCUUUUGCGUGUUUUGAGAAUAUGCUGGAGAAAGGGUUGGUUAUCGACUCUGGACUGCUUGAUGUCAUGGUAGGUAUGUUUCUUAGCCAGAACAGGAUCGAGGAGGCGUGCAUAUUCCUAAAGGAGAAGGUGAAAAAUGCUAAUGUGAAGCCUUGGAGAACUACUUACAAGGGUGUUAUAGACAAGCUGCAUGAAAUCAACAAGGGUGAAGAGGCGUUAGAUCUUGUACAGAUGAUGAAGCAGCAAAAUUACAAUGCUCAUGCGAAAAAGCCUUUUGAUGGGACUGCUGUGAAUGUUGUUGCUAAGAUGGAAGUGCGAAGGUCAGAGAAUUAUUCUCCUUUAAUGUAUGAUCUCAUUCAUGCUUUCUGGGGACUUCCUGGUUUGAAGCAUUUUGUCCUCACCAUUGUGAAACAGACUCGAAAAGACGUCUCGGUGAUGUUUGAGGUAGAUACUCAAACCUCUCCCGAGUGAAAGAUUCGUUAACUGUUUCUUCUAGAUUUUAUGUCCAAUUCCUCUCUUCUUCUUCCUUCUGCACUGGCCACAGGCUUUGUUUAUGGGAUUGAAGGAUGUUGUGGAUUGUUCAUAACCAGUUUGCAUUUUUUCAAACAAUUCUCUUUCUUGUUUUUCUUUUCAUUCCCGAAAUAAAUUUACAAAUUUCACUUUGAGAAUGCAGUUCUGAGACUAAUUUCUUCACCUCACAUGUAUUAUUUUCUUAA